AUGGUCGAACAGUCAGAGUUCGCAUGGCGACUACUCUCGCGCUCGUUCCUCCCCAAAUCUCAGCAGAAAGACCUCCUAGCAUACACCCCAAUGUUCCACUCGAAGAUGUUCGGCGAGAAGAGCAACUACCGCGACGCCCACUUCCAACCCCUCAAAUCGACUAUCCCUUCACCCAGCGACGAAUACCACCUCUCACAACUACCCGACUCGGAAAGACAUCUCGACGGCAACCCUGCGUUCGACCGACCGCUUACCGUACAAUUCUGCUCAAACGACCCCGAGGACUUCCUGCGCGCGGCGAAACACGUUGCGCCCUUUUGCGACGCGGUAGAUCUGAAUCUGGGUUGUCCACAAGGAAUCGCGAAAAGGGGAAAAUAUGGCGCAUUCCUGCAGGAAGACUGGGAUCUGAUAUCGAGGAUGAUACGCAAACUACACGAUGAGCUAGACGUCCCAGUCACAGCGAAGAUGCGUGUCCUCGAAACACCAGAGAAAACCCUCGCAUACGCAAAGACACUGCUAGAUGCAGGCGCAAGCAUCAUCACAGUGCACGGCCGACGCCGAGAACAAAAAGGCCACAACACCGGCCUCGCAGACUGGAAGAUGAUUCGGCAUCUACGGGAGAACCUUCCUAAGGAGACUGUUAUCUUCGCCAACGGCAACAUCCUCCAACACGAAGACAUCGCCGCGUGUCUGGAAGCCACAGGCGCAGACGGCGUCAUGAGCGCAGAAGGAAACCUUUACGACCCUACUAUCUUCGCUGCACCACCGCCACCCGGCCAGGAAGGACGCGAAUACUGGCGCGGACGCGACGGGAAGGGUGGGUACAGGAUGGACGCAGUCAUGAGACGGUAUAUGGACAUCAUCCACAAAUACGCCCUCGGUCAAGACCCGCCACAACGGAAACCGCUCUGGAUGCCCGGCGAUCCCGACGUCGAAGACCCAUCAAAACAAUCGCAAGAAACAGCCCAUUCCCAUUCCAACACAAACACGAACGCAGCAGAAAACGGCAAAAGAGCAGGUGAUCACGAGGAUAGUCAGCCAAAGAAGAAACAAAAACCCUUGUCUAAAGCUGCGAAAAAGAAGGAGGCUAGCAACCCCAAUCUCACGGCUAUGCAAGCCCAUCUGUUUCAUCUGUUGCGUCCGCUGGUUUCGAAACAUCAUAAUGUGCGAGACGCGCUUGCGCGGUCACGGACGGGCGAUAUUGAGGCGUUUGAGAACGUACUGAAUUUGGUUGAGAAGGCUGUAAAAGAGGGGAUUAUGAAGUACGAAGAAGAAAACGCUAAUGAUUCCACCAAACCGACCUCCACAACAACAACAACAACAACAACAACAACAACAACAACAACGGUGAAAGAAGAGGCAAAUGGUGCAAAAGAAGAGGGGGAGGAACUAGACCCCUACGAAUCCUCCCUCGCGACCGUCGCGCGUGUCAAAAGACCGUAUUGGGUGUGUCAGCCGUAUGUCAGGCCACUGCCAAAAGAGGCGUUGGAGAAGGGGAGUAUGACUGUUAGUAAGAAGGAGAGGAAGAGGUUGGAGGAGGAGAAGGAGAGGGCGGAGAAGGCCGUGAAGAAGGGGGAUGAGGAGGUUAAGAGUGUGGGGUUGGUGCCUGGGGGGAGGGUUGAGGAGAAGGUAGUAGGAGUGGAGGGUGGGGAUGGGAAGGCGGAUGGGGAGAAGGAGGAGGUUGUUGAGGAGCCGAGGGACGGUAUGGUCUGUGGCUAA
Molecule: messenger RNA, 1719 nt
Organism: Alternaria infectoria
Lineage: Eukaryota; Fungi; Ascomycota; Dothideomycetes; Pleosporales; Pleosporaceae
Exons: 2
Coding region: 1-1719 (572 amino acids)
Biological process (GO): tRNA processing
Molecular function (GO): flavin adenine dinucleotide binding; tRNA dihydrouridine synthase activity
Source: RefSeq, a predicted model, not a curated record